Myotis brandtii (Brandt's bat) is the source of this 5972-nucleotide messenger RNA. It is a transcript of the gene KLHL32, whose product is annotated as kelch-like family member 32. The coding region runs from base 451 to 2313 and encodes 620 amino acids. The transcript is spliced from 11 exons. NCBI's taxonomy places the organism in Eukaryota, Metazoa, Chordata, Mammalia, Chiroptera, Vespertilionidae. Gene Ontology annotation, molecular function: protein binding. The record is from RefSeq and is a predicted model, not a curated record.
CUGUGGCCGACGCGCCGCCUGGGGCACAGCGAGCCGGACGUGCCACCUGCAGUACUGGCUGCUGCUGUGUCUUUUACUGGGAAACACGGUUUCCCCGCGGGAGAGCCCAGAGCGCGCAGGGACGCGCGCGCACACACGCAGACACACGCACACUCACUCAUUGACACACGCGCGCGCACACACACACAUACACACUCACGCACGCACCCGCGCCCGCUCGCUCCUUCACAACUGCAUCUCCAAACCGGCAGAGCGAAGCUCCGGCGAUUUCUCUUAACCUCAGCAUCGUGGGACGAAGCAGGGCCAUUGUGCAUUGGGGAAAGCCCGGUGCCUGCGCUGCCGCGUCGGGUACAGAACCCAGCAGAACGCUCACCCCAUCGGCUGGAAUGCUUGCCAAUUCUGCUGCAAACCUCUAGGCUGACCCUGCGGACCCCAGAACCCUGCUGGAAAAUGCCGUCUGAACACUGCCUCAGUAUUCAAGAAAUGCUGACAGGCCAGAGGCUCUGCCACUCGGAAUCUCACAAUGACAGUGUCCUGGCAGCACUGAAUCAGCAGAGGAGCGAUGGCAUGCUCUGCGACGUCACCCUGAUUGCGGAGGAACAGAAAUUCCAUGCUCACAAGGCCGUCCUGGCGGCAUGCAGCGACUACUUUCGGGCAAUGUUCAGUCUUUGUAUGGUGGAAAGUGGAGCUGACGAGGUGAAUCUGCAUGGUGUGACCAGCCUAGGCUUAAAGCAGGCUCUGGAGUUCGCAUACACAGGACAGGUUUUGCUGGAGCCGGGUGUGAUCCAGGAUGUGUUAGCCGCUGGCAGCCACCUGCAGCUGUUGGAGCUCCUCAGUUUAUGUUCCCACUAUCUCAUCCAGGAAUUAAAUAUCUUUAAUUACUUGGAUCUGUACAGACUUGCUGACCUCUUUAACCUCACUUUGUUGGAGAAGGCAGUGAUCGAUUUCUUAGUGAAGCAUCUCUCUGAACUCCUGAAGAGCCGCCCGGAAGACGUUCUAACGCUUCCUUAUUGUCUGCUUCAGGAGGUCCUGAAGAGCGACCGCCUGACCUCCCUGAGUGAAGAGCAGAUCUGGCAGCUAGCCGUGAGGUGGUUGGAACACAACUGCCAUUACCAGUACAUGGAUGAGCUCCUGCAGUAUAUCCGCUUUGGCCUGAUGGAUGUGGAUACUCUCCAUACAGUUGCCCUGUCCCACCCCCUCGUCCAGGCAAGUGAGACUGCAACAGCUCUUGUCAAUGAGGCCCUGGAAUACCACCAGAGCAUCUAUGCACAGCCCGUGUGGCAGACCUGCAGGACCAAACCAAGGUUCCAGUCAGACACUCUGUAUAUCAUUGGUGGGAAAAAGCGCGAGGUCUGUAAAGUCAAGGAACUUCGGUACUUCAAUCCUGUUGAUCAGGAGAACGCUCUCAUAGCUGCCAUUGCCAACUGGAGUGAGCUGGCCCCCAUGCCUGUGGGAAGGAGCCACCACUGUGUGGCCGUCAUGGGGGACUUUCUGUUUGUGGCAGGAGGGGAAGUGGAGCACGCGACUGGCCGGACGUGUGCUGUGAGGACUGCCUGUCGCUAUGACCCCCGCAGUAAUUCCUGGGCAGAGAUAGCACCCAUGAAAAACUGUCGGGAGCAUUUUGUGCUGGGGGCCAUGGAUGAAUACCUCUAUGCAGUUGGGGGCAGAAAUGAGCUGCGCCAGGUUCUGCCUACAGUUGAGAGAUAUUGCCCCAAGAAGAACAAGUGGACUUUUGUGCAGUCCUUUGACAGAUCGCUUUCAUGUCACGCUGGCUACGUGGCGGAUGGUCUUCUCUGGAUAUCAGGUGGAGUAACUAACACCGCACAGUAUCAGAAUAGACUAAUGGUGUAUGAACCUAACCAGAACAAGUGGAUAAGCCGCAGCCCCAUGCUGCAGAGAAGGGUCUACCACUCCAUGGCUGCGGUCCACAGGAAGCUCUACGUCCUUGGAGGCAAUGACCUGGACUACAAUAACGACCGGAUCCUGGUGCGGCAUAUAGAUUCCUACAACAUAGACACCGACCAAUGGACGCGCUGCAACUUCAACCUGUUGACUGGCCAAAAUGAAUCUGGAGUUGCUGUCCAUAAUGAGAGAAUCUAUUUAGUUGGUGGAUAUUCGAUUUGGACAAAUGAGCCUCUGGCUUGUAUCCAGGUAUUGGAUGUAAGUAGAGAAGGCAAGGAAGAAGUAUUCUAUGGGCCUACACUCCCUUUUGCUUCCAAUGGAAUAGCAGCAUGCUUCCUUCCAGCUCCAUAUUUCACAUGCCCUAAUCUUCAAACUCUUCAAGUGCCUCAUCACAGAAUUGGCACCAUCUGAAAAGCCAAUGCUCUGUGGAUAACCAUCACAACAGGAGGAAAAAAAAGCCUGACUUUUGGAUACUGGGCAUGAAAAGACUGAGUGCUCAAAUGCUUCCUUGUCUUGUUUUAUAGGUCUUAUAUUCAGAUAAACAUUAGAAAAAAAAAAAAAAGAACAAUUUUCUAAAAUACGUAACUGAAAAUUCCUGUCAGCCUUUACAGUGUAUGUAAUGUACAAUACAAUAGCAUAUGUAUGACUUUUAUUGUGGUGUAGCUUAGUGCCAACUUAAUGGUCCAUUACUGUUCUAUGGGUCAUUAGAGCAUUUUUUCUAACUAGUGCUGUCUAGGACAACAUGACAGCACUAGUAAGUCAAUUUCCAAGUACUGUCAUCAUUGAUUUCUAAAAAACUUCAAUACUCAAUCCCUUUGCUACUUAAACCUGGGUUUGUAAUUUUUCUUUAAAAAUUUAACAUUAGACAGCCCUAUUCAAUAGGGCUUCUAUUAGUCAUAUUAACUUAAAUUAUCACAGAGUAAUAAUAAUAAUAAUUACUCUGGGCUUAACUUUACAGAGCUUCAGUUUUCCAACUGUUUAAAAAGGAUAAUUAGUGAUUUCCAUAUCAAUUUAGAAGAAUGGUGUGAGGAUUAGGCAAAUGCGCUUAAGUACUUCACCUAAGAAAAAAAAGUUACUCAAAUUCCAAGGUAUUUUACUGUCUAAAUCUUGUACCAAACAGGGAGAUUAUUUUUGAAUUUUAAAAAUUACUAGGUAGAACUUCAAACACAUGCUAUAGAAUAAAUGAUUCUAAAAGCAGGUGAAAGAGAUAAUGCUAAUAAGAAAAAAGGGACUUUACCAAACCCAAAGAAUCCUAAACUUGUGCAAAUCCUUGCCUCAAAUAACUCUCUCAAACAUCUCAUUUAAAUUCAUUUAUUGAAAAAUGACAUUUUAUAUUCAAAAAAAUUAGCUGUACUAAUUUUGGUACCAUAAAGUGCUUUGACAUAAAUUUGAACUUAGAAUCAGUAAUUCUAACAAAAGUUUUUCCACUUUGUUAAAGGUUAUGUCAAUCUUGAGUGCUUGUGGGAUUCUUUCCCACCACCAAUACACAUAUUACUACCACUUUUAAUAAUGCAUAAGGAUUUUUUUAGGCUAGGUUUUUGGAUCUGCUUUGUCCAUAACAAAAAAGAAAACAACUCAAUAAUCAAUUUGAACAAAGUCAACAACAAAAAAAUGUGUGUCUUCCCCUUUUCCUAAUCUAAGUCACCUUUAUUAAAAAGACUUCACUGACUUUUUCCAUAGACAUAGUUUAAUCAUUCAGCAAUCCUUGGUUUAUAGGAAAUUCUAAUUAUAUUCAUGUAAACACUUUAAAGAUUUUUAUUCUAAAUACAGAAUUCACUAAUCUUAUACAUAAGAUACCUAAGAUAUAUAUCUUCUGGCUAUCCAGAUUUAAGGGUGGGAUGGGGAGAGAAAUUAGGAGUAAGAAGACAAAGUAAAUUUUAAAGAACAGAGAUUUAGUUUAGACAAACAAAAAAACCUUGAGAGUAUUUGUACAGUUCUGAAAGUGACAUAGGUAAAUUUAUAUUUAGAAGGAUGAUAGAUAAUCUCUUUAAAAGGUAUAAACCAUCUAAACUAAAUUUUUAAAAUGCCUUACCAGGUCAGGAAAAGGGACAGCAUUUCAGAAUGUUUUCAACAAGGACCUAUGCAAGAAAUACUUGAUUCAUUAAUGCUUCUACUUGACAUACAGAUUUUCCCUGUAGCAGUUUUACCUUAUAAAACCAUUAGUCUAUUUGUAACCCCAGACCCUAUAUCCAACAAGUAAAGGGGAAAUGGUCUAAAAAUAAGUUUGUUUAAUGGUAACUGAAGGCAGCCUAAGAGUACUCUUGAUAUUCUUCUGUGUGGAUUUCUAACUAUUCAUUUUAAACAAAUCAGUAUCUAUUGUCAAACUCUUCCAUGGAGAACAUAGUAUUCAAAGAAUUGAACUCAGAAUUUAUAGAAGCUUUACAUAAUUUUCAGAAACUUUAUAAACCCUUUAUAAGUACAGCCCAACAACAGAAAACUACAUCUCUCCCCUAAAAAAGAAAAAGAACGCAGAGAUCACUUAUAAUUAGAUCCUUUCCCUCAAAUCAAUAGUAAGAGCUAGUAAGAAAAAAAAAACUAUGUUUGGUCAUUGAAACUAUUCAUAUAUUUUUCCAUUUAAGUGUACUAUUCUAUAGCAAUUCAUCUUCUAGUUUCACUCUUCAAAAUUAAAGAUCAUAUUGUUUUUAUAUUCAAAUUAUCAAUGUGAAUUUCCAUAGAUCACGAAACUUCCAACUAUUUAAGCAUCAUUUCAGUAUUUUACUUUUAAAAAGAAGCAGUACUACAUAGAUAUUGGCAGUGUUCUUAGUGUGGGGGGAAAAGCCAGCAAAGAUAUGAAUCUCUAAAAUGUAAAAUGCAAUAAAAUUCUUUGGGUCCUUAACAUAAUGCCAGUUAGGUUAUGAUUAGGGUACCUUUUACACUUCUUCUCUUCAUGCUUUCCUUGUUUAACUAGAUGUAUAUUGUAUUCCCUUCAGACACUGCAAUAGCUGGAAAACUAGUGUUUUACUAAAGAGUAUGAAAGCAAUAGUAUAAAAUAGAAAUUAUUUUGGUUUUCAAGUAGUCAAUCUGUCAAAAAAAGGGAAGUUGAAUAAUCAUAGGUACAGACUAAGUUAAAUAAAUACAUUUUUAUUACAUAUCCUUAAUAUAUGCACAAAAUAACUUAUAAACAUGUUUAUAAUAUAAGAAUGCCCAGAAUUCUUCUAAAAGUACAAUUUGCAAAUGCAAUAAUCAAAUAACUAUUAGCACACCAAAACUUUAAUAAGCAGAAAAUGGUCAAUUUCAAUCAUAUGGUACUGAUUUUGGUAACCUUACCAAUAUAUAUCACAGAAUCAAAAUACAACUCUCAUAUGUUAUUAAAUAUGUAAAAGAAUGUGCUACAUAGCUUCCCAAAUCAACCACCUAACAAAGCAUGUUAUUUACAUGGAUAUACUAUACACGAGACUGACAAGGCAAUAUUUUUAACCCUAGGAGGAGUAGACAAGACAUCAGUUUUUGGAAAAAUGUAAGGUUUAUGUAAAAAGUCUAUCAUUCAAAGAGCAGUGGUUUAGUACUGAUAAUACAGCGUUUAGUGAAGGUCCUAUGAUACCUAUCUUUAUCUUCAAAACACAAGUGCUGUGUAACAUUUAGUAUUUAGGGAAGGUAGGUUUCAUACAGGCUUCUCCCAACUGCAGAGGCUUAUCAAAUUUCUGUGUAACAUAUAAUUUUAACAAAGGGAACACAAAAUUAAAAACUGUCAAAGUCCAUAACAGUACAUGAAGACAGAUCCAUUAAUUCUUUAAGAACAAAGUAGCUUUAAAAUUUUGUGAUAAAGCCUGAGAGAGAUAACAAUGACUCAACAUAUACAUAGUCUAAUAACCCACAACUAAUUAUUUUUUUUACAUAGAUGCCCAGGUAGAAAUAGUUACACUUAAGAAGAAAAGAAAAUAUGCUAGGAAUAGGUAAGGAUAUAAAAGUCUUCAACUAUGAAAUUCUAAUGCAAAUGAACUCAAUAUCAAAUGUUUUUUGUAUAGAGUCAAUACUCCAUUUUUUCCCUCCCCCAUGGAAACAUUAAAUGUUCAAUUAAAAACAUUCAAUCAUUACCAAAUCUGAAUGUCUAAUAAAAUCACUUCAUCACA